AUGACUCAUCGCACCCAGCACCUUGGUGCUGUUGUUGUUCGCCGGAGUUGUAUGGAUUCUUGUGCACCGCCACCUCCUAUCGAUGAUUACAAGUCGUCUCCUAUCGUAGUGAAGUUUGCACCUAUUGUGUAUCCGGAGCUCUUUAUAGAGGAUAUGGUGGAGGGCUGCGCACGAAACGAAAGAACGGGCGGAAGUGCGUCUCCCUAUGAAGACGAUUCUCCUGAAGACAACGACGAUGUUCUGAAUGGUUCGGAAGAACCGACACCGGUAGCUAGAGCAGAUAUGGAGAUGGCAAGCCCAAGUCUGGAACCGCAGACGAUGGAUCAACAGUCGGCGUCAACUGGGACUACUAUCCCGGUUGAUUACUUCCCUAUUCAACGGAGGUUCAACCAUGUACCUGUGAAUACAGUAAACUUUGCACUUCCGGAAGGUUAUUCGACUGCCCGUGAAGAUAUCCAAUUCCUUGGCUCUGGAGCUUAUGGGAAUGUGAUCAAAACAACUGUCAAAUGUCGUGAUGGAGCUAUUCGCGAAGUCGCAGUGAAGAAGUUUAGGGAUCCGUUUUCGGAUAAUACUCAGUAUCUCUUACAGGCGCGAAUGAUUUACCGUGAGAUUAAACUUUUACAAAUCAUGCGACAUGAUGGUGUAAUCCGAGCUAUUGAUCUUUACACGCCUAACAACGUGGAGCACGAAUUCAAGGAGUUAUAUGUCGUCACACAAUACGCUGGUGAUAGCAUUGUGAAAAUAUUACAUGAUCANAAAGUAACCGGCAGAGUUCAUAUUACUCCUGAGCACGUUCCGUUCAUAAUCUACCAACUUCUGAGAGUUUUGAAAUAUAUACAUUCUGCAAAUAUAAUUCAUAGGGACCUAAAACCAGGCAAUCUGGCCUUGACAUGUGAUAGUGACCUCACCGUACUGGAUUUUGGCAUGGCACGUUCAUUGGAACGCACUGAUACUUCACUAACACAAUAUGUUAUGACGAGGUGGUAUCGCAGCCCGGAAGUAAUUUAUUGGAAUAUCGACGGCUAUAAUGAGCAAGUUGAUGUGUGGUCUGUUGGCUGCAUAACGGCUGAGUUGAUGCUAGGAAAGCCGCUAUUCCCUGGGGAGGAUACGAAUGCCCAAUACGAAAUGAUAACAGAAUUAUGUGGUAGUCCUGACGAGGAGCUCAUGAGAAAGAUAGAAGCGAAUAGCCCUGCUACUCGCCGUGUUGUCGAAUCUUAUCGCCAUCAUGAACGUCAAGACUUCGCUAAACGCUUCAUAGGCUGCCCUCGUCUGUUCGUAGACUUUUUAGACAAAAUUCUUGUACUAGACCCCGAGAAAAGGCUUACGGUUGAACAGGCUUUGGCACAUCCUUAUUUUGCUGAUUAUGUGGACGCUACGGACGAACCCGUUGCCACAUCUUCAUUUGAGCUGGAUGAUAACCCAAGUAGGACGCGAGACGAAUGGAAAGUUCAUGAAGGGAACGACGAGAUUGGAUGUACUCUGGCUGUUGGUAAGGGUGUGUCCCAGCGCAGACCGAUGGCCUCGGCAGAGCCCGGUGUUUUCUUUGCCAAUUUCGGACCACCACCUCCAGAGCGUCCUCCACCUGAAGGAUUCCAUGAGGUAGAGCUUAACAAGACCAGAUGGGUUAUUCCGAAGGCUUACGAUCGAUUACGCACUCUGGGAGAAGGUGCCUAUGGAGUUGUGUGCACUGCCGAAGAUUUACGCACUGGUGAAAGAGUAGCUGUCAAGAAAUUUUUCCGUCCUUUCCAGAGUACAAUUCAUGCUAAAAGAACAUAUAGAGAGCUCAAGCUACUCCGCACUCUCAAGCAUUCCAAUGUGUUAGAGAUGAUUGAUGUAUUUACACCUGAUACUGAAGUAGCAUCGUUGAAUAAUGUGUAUUUUGUGUCCGUCUUGAUCGGCGCAGAUCUUCAAAAUAUUUUAAAAAUUCAACGCCUGACAAAUGAUCAGAUCCAAGCUUUGAUAUACCAAGUCCUUAGAGGUCUAAAGUAUAUUCAUUCGGCUGGUAUUGUACACAGAGAUUUGAAGCCGUCAAAUAUCGCUGUUAAUGAGAUCGGAGAAGUUAAGAUUCUCGACUUUGGCCUUGCUCGAACAGCUGAUCACGAAAUGACGGGCUACGUGGCGACUAGGUGGUAUCGAGCUCCAGAAAUCAUGCUUAAUUGGAUGCAUUAUACACAGACCGGUGAGUGA
Molecule: messenger RNA, 2187 nt
Organism: Haemonchus placei
Lineage: Eukaryota; Metazoa; Nematoda; Chromadorea; Rhabditida; Trichostrongylidae
Source: the annotation of a GenBank genome assembly